AUUCUCUCUUUCUCUCAAUCUAAUUAUCAUGGCUUCCAACAUUCUUCGUCGUUCCCUUGCUACAGCUGCUGCUCCUUCUACUAUCAAGAUUGGUUUAAUUCCUGCUGAUGGUAUUGGUAGAGAAGUUAUUCCUGCUGCUCGUCGCGUGCUUGAGUCUUUAAACUCUGGACCCAAAUUUGAAUUUGUUGAUCUUGAUGCUGGUUUUGAACUUUUUCAAAAGACGGGUACCUCUCUUCCCAAAGAUACCAUUGAAACCUUAAAGAAUGAGUGUCAUGGUGCUCUUUUUGGUGCUGUCAGCUCUCCUUCUCACAAGGUUGCUGGUUAUUCUUCACCUAUUGUUGCUUUACGUAAACAUUUGGAUUUAUAUGCCAAUGUUCGUCCUGUUAAGUCUGUUAAGUCUCCUGCUUUCCCUAACCAAAAAGCACUGGACAUGCUUAUUAUUCGUGAAAACACUGAAUGCUUGUACAUCAAAUCUGAAAGAGAAGAAGUCGACCCCAAGACUGGUUUAAGAGUCGCAUGGGCUGAUCGUAAGAUUUCUGAAUAUGCUUCUCAGCGUAUUGGUAAGAUGGCCUUCAACAUGGCUUUGACCCGCGAAAAGCUUCGCUCUGAAAUCCCUGUUGCUGAACGUUUCUGGAAGCAUAACCCUCGCGUCACGAUUGUUCACAAAUCAAAUGUCUUGAGUAUCACAGAUGGUUUAUGGCGUGAAACUGUUCGUGGUGUAAAGGAAAAGAACGCAGAAUUAUACAAGGGUGUUGAUAUGGAAGAACAAUUGGUUGACUCUAUGGUUUACCGUAUGUUCCGUGAACCUGAAGCCUUUGAUGUCUGUGUGGCUCCUAAUCUGUACGGUGAUAUUAUUUCAGAUGGCGCUGCUGCCUUGGUAGGUUCUCUUGGUGUUGUUCCUUCUGCCAAUGUAGGUGAUGAUUUUGUUAUGGGUGAACCUGUGCAUGGAUCUGCUCCUGAUAUUGCUGGCAAGGGUAUUGCUAACCCUAUUGCUUCUAUUCGUUCUGCUGGUAUGUUAUUAGAACAUAUGGGCUACACUUCUCAAGCCCUUAAGGUAUAUAAUGCUGUGGAUGCUGUCUUGGCUGAUGCUAGUAUCCUUACGCCUGAUUUGGGUGGUAAGAGCACCACGAACCAAGUUACAGAUGCUGUUCUUAAGCACUUUGCUUAAACUACUUCUUUUAUAAAUAUAACUUUUUCGUCUUCAUUACUUGUAUUAUAAAUAAAAAUUCCGUUUUCAUGCA
Molecule: messenger RNA, 1241 nt
Organism: Gilbertella persicaria
Lineage: Eukaryota; Fungi; Mucoromycota; Mucoromycetes; Mucorales; Choanephoraceae
Exons: 6
Coding region: 29-1168 (379 amino acids)
Biological process (GO): tricarboxylic acid cycle; isocitrate metabolic process
Cellular component (GO): mitochondrion
Molecular function (GO): magnesium ion binding; isocitrate dehydrogenase (NAD+) activity; NAD binding
Source: RefSeq, a predicted model, not a curated record